AUGGGCUUGCCGGAACCACGUUGCGCCUACGGCACCAAGCCAUCCGAGGAUCGUCCGGCUCAGCGUCUCCUGAACGCCGCCCGUACGGCGCUCGCCCAUGGCGACCAGCUGGAAGCUAGCGACCUGUUCCGCAAAGCCGGGAACUUGUUCAAAUUGGAGCGCCAAUGGCAGGCUGCCGGCACCGCCCUCCAGGAAGCCGCCCGCCUCAAGGCGCCGCUCCAGACCGACGACCGCAGCGACCAGUACCCGACGCCGGACAACCGCCGCGCGGCGCUGACCUGUCUGCAGGCGGCGGCGGAUCUCCUGACGGAAGCCGGGGAUUUCUACGCAGCAGCGGGACACAUCGCCUCCAUGGGACAGCUGCUGCUGACCCACGACAUCGACCGCGGCCGGGGAGUGUGGGGACACCGCUAUGCUAACAAGGCGUGGCUGACCGCCGGGGAGCUGGCGGCGUUGAAGGGCGACUACGGCCGCGCCAUCGCCGUCUUCGAGAUGGUCGCUCGCGCCCACCAUCGGGAGCCGGCCGAACGCGACGACGAGAUCUUCACCGCCGACUACUUCCAGACCGACCGCUUCCCCGACGCGCUCCAGGCCAAUCCCGCCUGUUUCCGGGCGGUGCUGUGCUAUCUGUGUCGCGACGGGCAAUUCGCCGCCAAGAUGGCGCUGGCGAUGGACUACGGCUUGAACCAGUUCACGGCCAAGAGCGUGGAAGGGUUUCGGAAGGCGAGCGACGAGAAGGCGGCGUAUGGAACCGGGAGCACCUACAACUACGGCACCUAUAACAACUACUACUAUAGCAACGACUACUACCGCCUGGACCAGUGGAGCCGGAAGAUAACUGGGUCGCGCACUGCAGGUGCUGCGCGACGCCGAAUACGGACCAGCGCGUUGAAUGCCGACAUUGGACCAAGAGCUUUUCCUUCGAUGCUGUCUAACUAG
Molecule: messenger RNA, 939 nt
Organism: Paramacrobiotus metropolitanus
Lineage: Eukaryota; Metazoa; Tardigrada; Eutardigrada; Parachela; Macrobiotidae
Product: beta-soluble NSF attachment protein-like
Exons: 4
Coding region: 1-939 (312 amino acids)
Biological process (GO): intracellular protein transport
Cellular component (GO): vacuolar membrane; SNARE complex
Molecular function (GO): soluble NSF attachment protein activity; syntaxin binding
Source: RefSeq, a predicted model, not a curated record